AUGGCUGAGAAGGAUAUCAUUUGCAUUGUCUCUUCGGGGUACAAAGCGGUAUUUUUGAAGAUUAACUCCUCAACCACCAUCCUGGAUCUCAAAUUUGAUGUGGCAGAGAGGUUAGGUAUUCUAUAUGAGUCAUUAAUUCUGUCAUACGAAGAUGAAACAGCUGGAAGCUUGAAAUUUCCUAUUGAGAACGAGGGGGACAUGAUGUCUAUGGUGGAGCAUUGCCACAAUCUUGGACUGAAAGAGGUUCACAUGAAAGCUGAUGAUUUGCAGAAUAUACACUGCAAUGAGCGAGUCCAACCUUGCAAAGAGCAAGUCCCACAAGACAUCGCUUCCAGAAGUCUAAACUCGAAAAGUAUAGACUGUGGCCCGCCGGAGUUGUCGUCCACAACUGUUGCAGAUAAGAAUCCCAAUGACAUUCCUUCAAGAGAUAAUGUUAUGAUGAUUGAUGACAUGAUUAGCAGAUCUGAGAGGAUUCCUGCUUGGUGGCACACUGCGUUAACUGGGGAGGGGCAACGUUUUGAAAGUGCGAAGGAGUUAAGAUUGGCCUUGCUAUACUACUCCAUGGCCAAAAAAUUCGAAUAUGAGUUUGUGAAGAAUGAACCAAAGCGUAUUCGAGUUUUUUGCCGGUUUAAGGUAGCCAAAAAUUGCCCAUGGAUGUUAUUUGCCUCUCCGCCGAAAAAUGAUAAUAGACUUGAAAUAAAAAGGUUCGUGGACAUUCACAACUGUGGACAACAUGCCAAUAAUGCAGGUCAAUCUAGAGCCUCUCGUCAUUUCAUUGCUACCCAAUUACAACCCACGUUGAAGGUACGUCCGGAUAUACGACCUAUUGACGUUCAGAAGGAGUUUCUAAGUUCAUAUGGGAUUAGGGUUGAAUAUAGUAAGAUUUGGUGGGGUAAAGAAAGAGCUCAAGAGCGAUUAUAUGGUGAUGCUUAUGAGUCCUACGAUCAAUUGAGAUGGUAUGUAGACGAGGUUAAGAAGACAAAUCCGGGAAGCUACAUUCAUGUUGAACAAGACGAGGGUAGGUUUACAAGGAUAUUCAUCUGCUAUGCGGCCUGCAUAAAUGGUUUUUUACAAGGUUGCAGACCACUUAUAUUUUUGGAUGGAACCUUUCUGAAAGAUCGAUUCAAAGGUAUACUAUUAAGCGCCGUGGCAUAUGAUGGCAAUCAGGGGAUAUUUCCAUUGGCCUAUUGUAUCUGCGAUCAAGAAAAUAAUGUUAACUGGAAGUGGUUCCUACAAGGUCUGUGGUCCAUUCUCUAUGAAAGGGCAGAUCCAUACAACCCUCCACAUAAGCUAGUGAUAAUUUCAGAUGCGGAUAAAGGGAUCAGAGAAGCAGUUAGAGAAUUUUUUCCCGAUUCUAUACACUCUCGCUGUGUGCUGCAUCUGGUCGAGAACUUCAGAACAAAGUUGAAGGAUUUGGGAUUCAAGUCAAAGGAUUCUCAGAUCUUGGGUAAUCUACUGCAAUCUGCCUGUUACAAAUAUACUAGAGCAGAAUGGAAUGAUUAUAUGGACGACAUCAGACUAAUUGACGAGCGUGCAUACAAUAUUGUGAUGAACUAUGCUCCAGAAAACUGGGCCAAUGCGUUUUUUCCUGGAGUUAGAUAUGGUCACGUUACAUCAAAUGUUGCAGAGUCAUUCAACAAAUGGAUUCAUGAGGCAAGGCUUCUACGGAUACUCCAACUGAUAGAGCAUAUUCGUAAACAGAUCAUGGUGCGCAUGAAUGAGCGACGAGUCAUGGCUGAAAGUUGGAAUCAAGUUCUUUGCCCCAAAGCUGAAAUUGCCCUCAAGGAGAACAUGGACAAUGGACGCCCGUUGGAGGUUCGUCAGUCCCACACAGGCUUAUUUGAAGUACAAUCCCAUAGAUCUUGUCAAGUGGAUCUAGACAAUAAAACAUGCACUUGCCGUGGGUGGGAUGUAACCCGUGUCCCUUGCAAACAUGCAUGCGCAAGCAUUAUGUUUAUGAAAAGGGAUGUCUACCAAUUCUGUGACUGGUUUAUGACGGUUGACGCCUUUAAAAGGAGCUACGAGCCUAUCAUCUACCCUAUACCUGACUACGAGAAACGCAGCGUGCCAAGGGAUGAGAUACAGAUCCUACCUCCAAUUACAACAAAAAGGAAAGGGAGAAAUAAGACCAGGCGAAUCAACAACAGAACUGUUUACACCCGGCCAGUUAAAUGUUCUCGGUGUCAUCUGGAAGGGCAUAAUCGUAAAACCUGUAAUGAAACCAUCGCUGACUAA
This is a messenger RNA of Asparagus officinalis (garden asparagus), 2235 nucleotides long. RefSeq lists its product as uncharacterized. Gene Ontology annotation, molecular function: zinc ion binding. Lineage: Eukaryota; Viridiplantae; Streptophyta; Magnoliopsida; Asparagales; Asparagaceae. The transcript is spliced from 5 exons. The record is from RefSeq and is a predicted model, not a curated record. Bases 1 to 2235 code for a protein of 744 amino acids.